ACAGUAAGUCAUUCCGUUGAAAACUUUACUGAUUGAUGUGUUGUAAGCCUGUUGCUGCGACAAGAUGAUCUUUGCUGCUUAUUGGGCAUUUCUGUUAGUUUCUGUGAUUCUGCGCUGUCAAUUGAUCCCAGCACAAACGACAUGGGUUUGGAAUAAUCCACAGGUUGAUUUCAGUUGCGACUUCGAAAGCACUUGUUACUAUGACAUAUCGCAAGAUCGGAAUGAUGAUUUUGAUUGGUCAAGGAACUACUACAGUCCACCUGUAUGGACAAAUAGAGAUUAUAACAUGUACAUUAAUGAACGAAACAAACGUCCUGGACAGGUCGCUCGCUUUAAAACUCCGGUAAUCUCACCGUCAUACAUAUGGUGGUCAUCCUCUUACCGGUACUGCAUACAAUUUUCUUACAUCAUAAUGGGACCAUAUGUCGGUCAGCUUGAGGUGAUUACAGAGAACGAGUCACACGGUGUCGGUGACCCCAUUUGGAUUUCAUCGGGAUUACAAGGACCUUACUGGAACACAGAAUAUAUUAACUAUCAAACAGCAGAUUCAUUUAGG
Messenger RNA from Anneissia japonica, 556 nucleotides. Its product is annotated as MAM domain-containing glycosylphosphatidylinositol anchor protein 2-like. The record is from RefSeq and is a predicted model, not a curated record. The transcript is spliced from 2 exons. NCBI's taxonomy places the organism in Eukaryota, Metazoa, Echinodermata, Crinoidea, Comatulida, Comatulidae. Gene Ontology annotation, cellular component: membrane. The annotation marks the transcript as partial.